Entamoeba invadens IP1 is the source of this 2856-nucleotide messenger RNA. Its product is annotated as Ras GTPase activating protein, putative. NCBI's taxonomy places the organism in Eukaryota, Evosea, Mastigamoebida, Endamoebidae. The record is from RefSeq and is a predicted model, not a curated record. Gene Ontology annotation, biological process: regulation of GTPase activity. The transcript has 2 exons. Bases 1 to 2856 code for a protein of 951 amino acids.
AUGUCUCAAGAGCAGACCAUAGUCUAUGAAAAAAGCGACAUAGUAGGUGUUCACAUUCAUUAUGAGUCAGUAGUGAAUGAAUUAAUGUUUCAUCUCCCAUUAACGAUAUAUGUAGGCAAUGUCCUUCCACCCGAACUUCAAGACCCUUUUGUGAAAAUUAUUACAGAACUUCUUAUUACUUUUGGGAAAGUAGUUCCCUGCACUUCUUUAAUGAUAGACGAAGAAUUUAAAGUGUCCACGAGUGAAGGGACUUUGUUUCGAUCAAACACGUUCUGUAGUCGUGUGAUGACGUACUACGCGCGGAUAUCAUGUCGGUCGUUUCUCCGGCAGACUCUUAAAAAUGUGAUUAAUGAAAUCAACAGUAUUCCAACCCUUUUUGAACUCGACUCGAUUAAAAACCCAAAUUUGACUCCAACUAUGAUAACAAAGAAUUUUGAGUUGUUACAAGCGUAUACCACAAAAUUUAUUAGAUCUAUUGAAAAUAACAUUUCCUCCCUCCCAAUGCCUAUUUUUGAAAUAUUUAAAAAGCUCUUUGAGAUGUCUAAGAAACAUUAUCCUGACAGCACAUUGUUACCUUAUACUAUGGUUGGAGGAUUUCUCUUUUUAAGAGUUAUUUGCCCAGCUAUAACGACACCGGAGUCUUCUGGAAUAGAAACUGAAGUUCCCAUCACUUCUCCGUGUCGAAGGAAUUUGAUUCUAAUUACUAAAAUUCUUCAGAACAUAGCAAACAACAUCUCGACGUUUAAAGAAGAUUACUUAAAAGUAACGAUUUCUUUUACUACACAAAUGUCGACUAAAAUCAAUCAAUUGAUCGAAAAGAUGUGCACCAAAGCCGUUGACCUCCCUCCACAACCUUUCCCACAGAACUCCAUCGACUCGAUUGAUAGAAACAAUUUGUUUGAGCUCCACUCGAUUUUAUUAAAAGCCGCGUCGCAACAAAAAGAGCCUCCAAAAGACCUUCAAGUGAAGUCUCCACGUGAAGAUAUCAAGAAACUAGCUAUUAUAGGGAAGGUAGAUACUCCUUCUUCUCAAAUUAAAGCCGACGGAAAUAGAAGAACUACUUCAUGGCUUGCCGCAAAGCCUACACAUAUAGAAAAAGAGUCGACUAUUGAUAAAACUACUCCACGACUUAUGGAUAGACCGUCGAAAAGCACAAGCUCAGGGUCUCCUAUAACACCUACUAUUAUCACCCCAGUGGCUUCCCCUGGUAACUCCCCAACGACUUCUGAGUCUAUUGAUUGUUGUCCUUUUAAUGAAAUGAAUACUACUAAUCCUCUCUCUCAUUCAACACCAAGUUCGACGAAUGGAAGUAUUAAUAAUACUAAUGGACAUUCAACUGCUCAAAGACCUUCCCCGUCCGCAUUCUUCUUCCAACGUCAAAGCUCCGAGAAGAACUUUGAUCGAGUUACAGACAUCGCCGCUAUGGCAGAUUCUACCAAUCCUUACGUCCCAACAUCCCCUCGUGGGACUAAUAGAACGUCCGGGUGGACAAGGACAAGUGUCACGCGACGAAGUCCUCCCCAAUUUAAUGCGUUGUGUCAGAAGAAUGUGACUAAACAGAAAGACGACGAGAAAGACGUUAAAGAUAUCAAAGAUACUAAAGAAAAGAAGCCGGUGCACAUUCCAUCUCAAUAUGAGAUGUAUACGAUGGUGAAGAAGAUUUGUAUAGUAUUAGGCCCAUCUCCCUUAUUUAUGCCGAAGAAGUUAGGGCAGCGGAUUAAUAUCGAUGUAGAGAAAGAUGAGUUUAUAGGCUUCAUCGGGUCUGUAGUUGAGAAGUUAAAGUUAGAGCGAGCGGUUUAUAUAGAGAAAGCGCAAGAUGGGUCUUCUGUUGUGUAUGUCAUUCUAUUAACGUUAAUGAGUAUCUUUGAAGCGGAUGAGAAGGUGAAAGAUGCUUUUGAUAGUCAUUGGGGGGAGAUAAGUUUAAAGAUCAUCGAAGGGUUAGUGAAGUACACGCUUUUAUUUGACUUAACUGGUGUGACAAACAACUUGAAAGAGACGUUUUUGAAGUGUGUAGUAGAUCGGAAAAGUGUGUUUACUGCGGAGCAGCGAAAGAAUGUGAAACGCGUGAUUUUGUUCCACGCGAAUAAAAAGGUGAAGAAAGUCAUUAACACUGUGCAAAAGAUGUUUGAAACAAAAGCUAUUAAAAAACUAUUACUAAUAGAUACGUGUGUGGAGCUGGAGAAUAUCUUGGGGGUGUCUAAUGUCUUCUUACCGGAGUCUUCCGUCUCGUUUGAUCGGCGAGUGUUUGUUGUGAUUAAGAUCAAUAAGAAGCAAAAGAGUCAAACGCGGAUCUUGCGAUUCUCAUUGGCGUGGCUAUGUAAUGUCGACCAAACAACAAACCAAUUAAUUAAUACAAUCGACUUAGAUGCUAUCGAACGAGUCGAGUUGAAGACUAGUGAAGCCAAGAUGUCGAUAGAAUUCAAGAUAGAUGAAACUAAAGAAAAGCGACUGUACCAAUUCAGUUCUGUCGCGUUAAUGGAAAAGGCGUUGUAUGAGUUAUACGCCAUCUUCUUGAUCCGAAAAAGACGAGAUUCAAGCUUCUUCACAUACACCGUCAAGAAGUGCGUCGUCGACUUGGCUCAUCCUUUGAACUUCGCAAAGUCCGUGUUUAAGAAGGACUGUCAGUUAUCUAUCACACUGAAGACUAUCAUGAUAGUCGAGAUGAUGGGGAUUCGUGACAUAGAAAUUGCUUCCCUCAUUAAAGUCGAGUAUAAUGAAGACAAGAAGGUAGUUAUCGUCUGGAAAGAUGUCGGUUGUGAAGAGGAAGUUCUUGAGUUCGAGAGGUUCGAGCAUUGUGAUGACUUCAUUAACAUUGUAAACGACUUGAUGGCUCAAUAUAACUCCCCAAAAGUUUAA